Messenger RNA from Pangasianodon hypophthalmus (striped catfish), 6934 nucleotides. RefSeq names its product karyopherin alpha 6 (importin alpha 7) (gene kpna6). Gene Ontology annotation, molecular function: protein binding; nuclear import signal receptor activity. Gene Ontology annotation, cellular component: cytoplasm; nucleus; nucleoplasm. The record is from RefSeq and is a predicted model, not a curated record. The transcript has 14 exons. Lineage: Eukaryota; Metazoa; Chordata; Actinopteri; Siluriformes; Pangasiidae. Gene Ontology annotation, biological process: NLS-bearing protein import into nucleus. Bases 156 to 1769 code for a protein of 537 amino acids.
UACUCGUUUCGUUAAGUUUGUCCUUUCGGGCGCUCCGUAGAUCUCCGACAUAUUGUUUGUGAGGAGCGAUUUCUUGAAGACCCUGAGGGAGCGAAGAUUAUUUCCUUUAGAUCAUCACAGGGCGUUAAAACUGCUUACCUUGUAAAGUCAGCAAGAUGGAGCCGUCAGCGAGUCCUGCGAAGGAUAACUACAGGAUGAACCGCUACAAGAACAAAGCGCUCAAUCUGGAGGAGAUGCGCCGGAGACGAGAAGAGGAAGGCAUUCAGCUGAGGAAACAGAAAAGAGAACAGCAGCUGUUUAAGAGGAGAAAUGUGGAGUUGCUGAACGAGGAAGGAGGAAUGUUUGACAGCCCUCUCAUGGACGCUUAUGUCAGCUCCAGCACAGCACCAGAAGGAGUCAUAACAAGAGACAUGGUGGAAAUGCUCUUCUCAGAUGAUCCUGAACUGCUGCUGGUUACCACUCAGAAAUUCAGAAAACUACUGUCCAAAGAACCGAACCCACCCAUCGAUGAAGUUAUCAGCACUCCAGGAGUCGUAAACAGAUUUGUAGAGUUCCUUGAAAAAAGCACUGAUUGCACAUUGCAGUUUGAAGCAGCCUGGGCACUGACCAACAUCGCCUCUGGGACGUCUCAACAAACUAAAUUUGUGAUCGAGGCAGGUGCUGUGCCAGUGUUCAUCCAGCUGCUCAACUCUGAGUUUGAGGACGUCCAAGAACAGGCGGUGUGGGCAUUAGGGAAUAUUGCAGGAGACAGUGCCAUGUGCAGAGACUUCGUACUGAACUGCAAUAUCCUUCCACCACUGUUAACGCUGCUGACCAAAUCAACUCGUCUCACAAUGACCAGGAAUGCUGUGUGGGCGCUGUCCAACCUCUGCAGAGGCAAAAGUCCACCACCCGACUUUGAAAAGGUGUCUCAGUGCCUGCCCGUGCUGUCCCGCCUGCUGUUCAGCAGCGAUCCCGAUCUGCUGGCUGACGCUUGCUGGGCUCUGUCCUACCUCUCAGACGGACCCAACGAGAAGAUCCAGGCAGUGAUCGACUCAGGAGUCUGCAGGAGGCUCGUAGAACUGCUCAUGCACUCUGAUUAUAAAGUGGCUUCUCCAGCUUUGAGAGCCGUUGGGAACAUCGUCACUGGAGAUGACAUUCAAACACAGGUGGUAUUGAACUGCUCGGCUCUCCCAUGCCUCCUUCACCUGCUCAGUAGCGCAAAGGAAUCCAUCAGGAAGGAAGCCUGCUGGACCAUCUCCAACAUCACGGCAGGAAACCGAGCUCAGAUACAGACGGUCAUCGACGCAAACAUCUUCCCAGUGCUGAUAGACAUCCUCCAGAAAGCCGAGUUCCGCACCAGGAAAGAAGCAGCAUGGGCCAUAACUAACGCCACGUCAGGUGGCACGCCCGAGCAAAUCCGGUAUCUGGUGAAUUUGGGCUGCAUUAAGCCCUUGUGCGAUCUGUUGACAGUGAUGGAUUCUAAGAUCGUGCAGGUCGCUCUGAACGGACUGGAGAACAUUCUGAGACUGGGAGAGCAGGAAGCCAAGCAGAACUGCAGCGGCCUCAACCCUUACUGCAGCCUUAUAGAGGAGGCCUAUGGCCUGGACAAGAUUGAGUUCCUUCAGAGCCAUGAGAACCAGGAGAUCUACCAGAAGGCCUUCGAUCUCAUCGAGCACUACUUUGGCGUGGAGGAGGAGGACACCAGUCUGGCUCCGCAGGUGGACGAGAACCAGCAGCAGUACCUUUUCCCUCAGCAGGAGGCCCCCAUGGAGGGCUUUCAGCUCUAAUCAACCUCCCAACACUCGGUUAGGCUCCGUACGAUGCGUCCAGGUCCUUCCCGUGCCCGUAUCUGUACUGCAGGCUGUAUCCCAUGUGCCCUCAGCAGAUUAAUCUAGACAGACCGUGAGGAAGCGCGCUGCCUGCAGAUGAACUUUACCACUGUUUUCACUCACACAAGACUUCAGGAGCUGGGCUUUUAUUUCAUUUUAUUCUGUCUUAAUUUAAGUAGUGCCACUUACAGAUUGGCUCUGGGUUAAAAAAAAAAAAAAGUAUUUUCCUUUUCUAAAACUACCUUACUGGGCACACAUUCCCAACACAAUCUCAUAAACCUGGUGUUUUCUCCUGCUUCAUUUGUCUUGAUUUUUAAGCCCACAUGUGCAGGCCUUUGGAAAACGAUGUGCUUCAGAUAGUUCUUAGACAUGGCUUUAUACUAAGACGAAGGUAACUUGUCAUUGAAAGACACACUUCACACACUUUUCAGAGGCUUUAUGCACUUUAGAUAAGACUGUCUUCUCUCUCUCCUUCUGUUCCUUACUCUGUAAUUUUUGGUUUGGAAGUUAAAGACUGAAAUUCAUCCUGCAGUGUUUAAAAUGAUAUCCAGGGUAGUGGUAUUUGAAAGGCAGAAUAAUUAGUCGUCUACUGUUUGUGGUGUGCGGUGUUCUGGUGUUCUGAAUACCUGUAGAUUUGCAAUCCCAUUCGAUUUAUUAAUUAAAGAAGAAGAGUGCAUAGCGUAGGGCUGGGGUUUCACAAAGCUUUAGCACAAAGUUGAAUCAUUUGGUUUGGGCGUGUGGUUCCGUACCGACACAGCCAAUGUGCUUUCCCUUUAAGUAGUUUGGGGUUUGGUUUCUUUUUCUUUUUCUUUUUGGCUCUGUAAUUGCAGCCUGGUAUAAGUAGGUGGUGCAGACUGUGUUAAGAUCUUUUUUCAGAGUUAGGCCUUUGCAUGGUUUUGUAUCAUUCUAUCAACAGUUCCAGUGUAUCCCUUGCCAGGUUUUUCGAUUCUAUUAAUCAGCGAUCAAUAACAUUUAACGAUUGCACUUGUCCUUACGCUCUUGUUGCUUGGUUUUCAGUCAUUUUCUUUGAAAGUGUUUAUUUAAUUAGUUAUUUACAUUUAGGGGCAAUUUAACAAAGAUGGCAAGGGAUACAUAAAUUGUUUUAUUUAAAAAAAAAAAAAAAAAAAAGAGCUAAACUGUAGGCGAAAUAUAUACAUAUAUAUAUAUAUAUAUACACACACACACAGGAAUAUAAGGCUAUAUAGUUGCACACACCUCUUGCACACAAAACAACACGGAGGAGAAAACUGCUUCUGGAACUCUCUUCCACAGCUUUUCUGAUUUCACUGCUCAUGUUCAUUCAUAUGUUCAUUUUUGGGUACUGCUCAGAGGCCAAAAUGCGAAGUUCUGUCCUAUUUUCACGCAGCACGUACGUGUUAAAAGCAGAUUUGAAUCUAAAUCUUGAGUUCCGAAGCAUUUUUCUCCUCCGUGUACACUACACUGACUCGUGCGUGCGUGCGUAACUGAGUAAAGGUUUGAGAGCGGCGAGCGACGGAUGAGGAACGAGACAGUGACUGACGGAUGUUCCGUGAAGCGGCGGGAAGAACUUUCGAUCGUAAUCUGGUAGCUUUCAUCACUUCCGAUGUUAGCGGUGAAACUUUAUAGUAUAUAUAGUUAGCUGAGUAUGUGCUCUACGUGUAUAGACAUAUAUAACAAGUUUGUGUCGUCCACUUUUUGGUGUAAUGCAUGAUCAGCGUCGAGGACGAUGUGCUAGCAUCCAUGAGUAUUUUGGUCAAGCUGAGAUUUUUGAACAUCUUGGUGUUUCAGCUAAAUAUGGAUAUCUUUUAUUAAAAUCGUGCCUGAACCUCAAUUUUCCUGAACUGUGCUGUCACUCACCAGAGAAUUUUUAUUUUUACAGGUCUUCUGAUUCAUAAAAUUAACUGGAAAGUUCAGAUACAUUUUUGACCAUGUUUAUAGAUUUGUUUACAUUUUCAUCCCAAUUCCGUUUAUAUUGACUGAUGCUUGAGAGGCUCGUGUUUAUCAGUUUAUCAUCACAGAGCGAAUCUUCUGGUGAGUGAUGGCAUUCCAUAAAGGCAAAAUUGAGGUUAAUGUCAGAGCAUGAGAACUGUUUGGAGCGGAAAAUUAUAGUUGAAAAGUUGACUAUAAUUAAAGGAAAUUCAAACAUUUUGAGCCGUAGUGAAAGUGCUGGUGAAAUCUUUGCUCGUGUUCUUUGCCUUUAGUGGUUCAGCUCUGCUUGUGCGGUUUGUGACAUUUUCUUGUGCGUAGUGCAUGAAAAUGUAAGCUGUGUCCCAUAACAUGGCGUUCAGCAUCUGUAAACGUUUCCAUUUUACGCUGAAGUUUACAGUUUCACAGUUCUACUCACCCUCGCAACAACUUAAAGGAAAAAUCCACCCUGAUUGACUUCAUAUCAGUCUUUUAUAUAAUUUGAGCUUCAGUGGCGACAGUAAGUUAGUUUACACUUCUUUCGUUGACACGUUGGUCUGUUUUCACUUUGGUUAACAGUUUCCUACCCACAAUGCCAUUCAGCUAGCUGCUGAUAGUGGUGCAGUGGGGGUUAAAAUCUCUACCUAAAGAGACUGAUGCAGAGGCGCUUUAGUCUGCACAUCUCUCUCUCGCCUCCUCUUCUGUUUGAGCAGAGUGUACAGAUCAGCUUCCAGAGCUCUAGCUUUGAUCCUUAUGUCGUCAUCGUGCUAGUCAUCUCUCAGAUUGCUAACUAGCCGAGCCAUAACUCUGCCUCAUAUGACUGAGUCCAGCGUUUACCGUCUCCACUACUUCUCCAUUUGAUUUCUCUUAAAUAUGACUUUGAACAUCACUGGAAAAGGACGAGUGAGAGAAGAAGCUCUUGCUCUUUUGUUUUUCACAGCAAGGACCUGACUGUAAUCCCUUAUGUUUGAGAUCACUGAAAUUGUCAAUCCAGUUGCAUGUAGGGCUGAAAACGCAUUUUACUUUCAUUGGUCAGUAAUACAACGGUGGAGAGAGUAAACAAACCUUUACCAGGUGUGUGUAGAAAUCAUAAAAUUCCCCCAAGCAUGGAGUACACAGCGCCAAUAAAUUACUAGCUAAUUAUAGAAAAAACUAGUUUAAAACAUUCUGUGUAUCUCCUCUACUCCUGUUCUCUUUGUGUUCAUCUGUACAAAUCUUCACAACGCGUAGCAAAAGGGUUCGAUUCAAAUGGACAAAACACUGCAUGUGCGAACGCUUCCUUAAACACUGUUGUAUCGGCGCUAACGAUGACACCAUGUGACCUCAGUGCGGUCCACAACCACGACUUCUCACAGGAAUAAAGAAAACACUGCAUCAGCUAACAAAGUAGCACCAGACUCACUGAACACGUCACACGUAUUUCAAUAUAAACACGUUAAAUGUGUUUCAGGGUGGACUUUUCCUUUAAGUGCAAGUUUUUGUAAACUUGUUUAGAGUAAUUAUAUAAAAUCGUGGUUCCAGCUGUUCGGUCCCUUGCUUCGGUAAACAACACAAUUUAUCACUGAGAUCAAGUAAGAUUUAUUUUAACGUAAAGGCUGAUAAAGCUAGGGGAAUCGCUGAACCAUGUGAUCCAUGUGGAACUGGAGUAUACAGAUACGCUUUUGCUCUUGGAGCUUUCUGUGCAUCUUUUUUGGGGGGAGAAAAAAAAAACUGCUUGACCAGAUUACAUUGCACUUAAAGGGAUACUGCAGCUAUCUGUACACGUGUAGAUAAAGGGGUUACCAGGAAGAGGUUUAGUUAUAAAAUAUAUACGCGACUUUCCUCUGUCUGAGAGACUAUUGGUGGAGGGGGCGGGGGUAAUCAUGACACGGAAAGAAAUAAACAAAUUAAUUAAAAAAAAAUGCAAAUGCACUCCUUUUCACAAAAGUGCCAAUCAGACCAACGAAGACUGGUGGCUGAUGAUGUAUAUCGAUUCAUCUGAUAAAUUUUUUUUUUCCUCAUUUCUUUAUUUACUUGAAUGUGCACGUAUUUGUGCAGAUGUUGCUGCUCUCUUAUUUUCAUAUCUUAUAGUAAUCACAUUAAGCGGUUACAUUAUCUUGAGUAGUUUCUGUAGACAUGUGACGGUCUGCUGUUUGUACACCAAAUUGGUAAACUGAAAAAAUAAAUUUAAAUGCUAAUUUAAUUUAAAUUAUGCUGGACUAAUUUACAAUUUUUUUUAAUCAAGUUUUUUUUUUUCUUUCUUUCUUUCUUUUUUUUUUUUUUUUUUUUUUUGCUUUGAUUGCAUUAAAAAAAAAAAAGUACCCUUUUCAUACUGAGAUCCAAAUAUCAUAGGAGAAAUGUCAUUCUUUUUUUUUUUUUUUUUUUUCUGCAGCGCUGUGUUUAUGAUGUUGCUUGCAUUUAUACAGUUUCGAAAUCUCUAAUUCUACAGCAGUGUGUAAGCAAUCAGGUCUUCUCAAUCGCUGAAAAUUCGAUCUGAACAGGUUUAACUUUCAGGGAAUGAACGCAGGUAGAGCUGUCACCUGCAGCAACCGCUCAAAAAUCUGUCACGUGCAGGGAAUACACGAAGCUUCAGUUCAGGCUGAAGCACGUCCUUUAGAGAGAUUAUCAGAUCAGGGCUUCAGAAAUCGAAUGCAAGUUGCAUUUCGAUCAGAAAAUUAUGCAGACCUGUUGUGGACAAGUUGUUGUAUCGGCACAAUUUCCUGAUGCUCUCCCUGAUUAAACACUGACUUCCAAGAAGUGCAAAAAUUGCUAAAGGCCACAUAUGUACAGUCAAGGCUUUCUGGUCUUCCGUCCUAGAUCUUGUAGAUGAUUAUAUCUUCGAGACUUUUUGUCUCCUCCAAAUCUGAAGCCUAAUGCUUGGCUCUAUCGUCAAAAAUAAGUUUAAAAAAAAAAAAAAAAAAAUUUAAAGGCAAACUCAUAUGUUUACAAUGCUACAUGUUUCUUCAUAUUAAAUUGUCAAUCCAUUCAUCUUGCCCUGGUGGAGUUUUGUGUCCUGGUCCUGUAAUUUCUUUUUUAAAAUGUAUUUAUAAAUCUGUUUUCCUCCUCCUUUUGCCAACUAUUACCCAUCUCAUACUGUGACUGACUUGACUUUACCGACCGUAUGAAUGAGCGACACACGUGAAAAACAUGAACAUGUACAUUAACAAUACUGUACAAAUGUUUUAAAGAGAUUUAAAAGGUUUGUCCAGAAUGCAAAUAACAUGCAAAAAAAAAUAAAGAAAAAGAAAUAUUGCAUUGUC